This is a messenger RNA of Olea europaea var. sylvestris, 1691 nucleotides long. Its product is annotated as ACT domain-containing protein ACR6-like. The record is from RefSeq and is a predicted model, not a curated record. Lineage: Eukaryota; Viridiplantae; Streptophyta; Magnoliopsida; Lamiales; Oleaceae. The transcript is spliced from 7 exons. Bases 61 to 1401 code for a protein of 446 amino acids.
UUUUUUUUUUUUUUAAUGUAAAAUAAGCACUUUUGCAUAAUUAAUUUCUCUUACUGCCAAAUGUUUGAGAGAAAUGAAGAAAUGGAUGAUGAAUUCGCGAAGCUUAUUAGGAGGGUUAAUCUACCCAGGGUUGUAAUUGACAACGAUUCAUGUGAGGCUGCAACUGUAAUCCAGGUUGACUGUGUCAAUAAGCAUGGAAUCCUCCUUGAAUUUGUUCAAGUGCUAACAGAUUUGAACCUUGUUGUUACAAAAGCACACAUCUCAUCUGAUGGGGGAUGGUUCAUGGAUGUGUUCAACGUGAUUGAUCAUGAAGGGAAGAAAAUAAGAGAUGAAGAGGUUAUCAACUAUAUCCAGAGGAGACUUGAAACUGCUGAUGGCUCAAUACCAUCUCAGAGAGGGUCCGUUGGUUUGGUUCCUUCUGAAGAGAGCACAUCCAUCGAACUAACAGGAACAGAUAGGCCGGGUUUAUUGUCUGAAGUGUGUGCUGUUCUUACUGAUCUUCACUGUAAUGUGGUGAAUGCUGAGAUAUGGACGCAUAACACUAGAGCUGCAGCGGUGGUUCAGGUGACUGAUGAUACUACGGGGUGUGCAAUUGAAGACCGGAGACGUCUUGCUAUAAUAAAGGAGAUGCUAUGCAAUGUCCUUAAAGGAAAUAAUGAUCUCAAGACUGCGAAAAUGACACUUUCUCCUCCUGGGAUAACUCACAGGGAAAGAAGAUUACACCAGAUUAUGUUUGCUGAUCGGGACUAUGAUAAGGUAGAAAGAAACGAAGGGACCAGAGUUGAUGAUAGAAGUUCCAGACCUCAUGUAAUUGUGUCUGAUUGUGCCGAAAGAGAUUACACGGUCAUUACUAUGCAGUCAAAAGACCGACCCAAGCUGUUGUUUGAUAUUGUUUGCACUCUAACAGACAUGCAGUAUGUUGUUUUUCACGGAGUAGUACUCACUGGGAGAAAGGAAGCAUAUCAGGAAUUCUAUAUUCGACAUGUUGAUGGAGUUCCUAUAAGCUCAGAAGCUGAGAGAGAACGUGUCAUGCUGUGUCUAGAAGCAGCCAUUGAAAGGCGAGCCUAUGAGGGACUGGAAUUAGAAUUGUGCACUGAGGAUAGACUUGGACUUUUAUCAGAUAUUACAAGGAUAUUACGGGAAAACAGCUUGUGUAUCAGACGAGCAGAAAUCUCGACGAAGGGUGGCAAAGCCAGAGGCACUUUCUACGUCACAGACGUGACAGGUAACCCGGUUGAUCCUAAGGUAGUCGACUCCAUUCACAGACAGAUUGGACGAGGUAUUUUGCAGGUCAAAUGGAACUCAAGUUCAGCAAAACCGCAUAACGAGAAUACAUUUAGCUACCUUUUCGGAAGCUUUUUCAAAGCUCGAAAUUUCAGAUUGAUAAAAUCUUACUCUUAGAAUAAUGUGCAUACUUCGUAGAUAUUAUGACUUAGGGGAGAAAAACUGUAAAUGUUUGUGAAUACGUAGAGUAUAUAUCCGUGCUCUCCCAUGAAUAGUAUACCCGAAAGGACCAUAUACUGUAUAUAUAGGAAUCAUGUAGUCCAUAUGCAUCUUUAUGCCUUGUAUUGUAUGUAAGAUGUGUGAAAAGUGUUGUAAACCUGGGUUGUAUGAUAGCAAAUAAUUUGUAAAGGUACUGAACUAUAUGCACAGAAAUAAAUAUAUAUGUAAAUGUUACAUAUUGUCAGUUA